Pungitius pungitius (ninespine stickleback) is the source of this 10645-nucleotide messenger RNA. RefSeq names its product xin actin binding repeat containing 2a (gene xirp2a). Bases 9 to 10466 code for a protein of 3485 amino acids. Gene Ontology annotation, molecular function: actin filament binding. Gene Ontology annotation, biological process: actin filament organization; actin cytoskeleton organization. Gene Ontology annotation, cellular component: stress fiber; focal adhesion. NCBI's taxonomy places the organism in Eukaryota, Metazoa, Chordata, Actinopteri, Perciformes, Gasterosteidae. The record is from RefSeq and is a predicted model, not a curated record. The transcript has 9 exons.
GUGUGCGCAUGUGUGUCUGUUGGGUGUGUGACGCUCCAGACGACAGCCAAAGAAGUUUAAUGUCACCAUUUGACACUUGGCUGUAUCAUUUUUCAUACUUCCGAUGUGUAGCAGGGUGUGUGAGUGCGUGUGUGUGCGUGUGUGUGUGUGUGUGCGUGUGCAGAAGACUUGGUCACAGCCCAGGUGGUUUUGAUGACCCGUGGCGGCUUCGCCUCUGCAUCUCAGCACAGGUGUUUUCUCUGAUAGCUCUCUCUCCCUCUCUCUCUCUCUCUCUCUCUCUCUCCCUCUCUCUCUCUCUCUGUCCGCCUCUCUCUCUCCACCAGGAAGGGACAGCCGUCCACGCUUCCUCGUCCAAAAGAGUGAGGUCUGGCAGUCUCGCACACACCAACCCGUCUACAGGUCGGACCAUGGCUGCUCGGUCUGCAGGCGGCGAAGGUCGAUCCGCGCCAGGACAUCCAGAGGACAGGACCCCGAGCGCCGAGGAUCAGGAGGGCGAGCCGGUGUCGGUGAAAGAGCGACUGGCCAUGUACCAAGCCGCCGUGUCCAAGAAGGAGAGCGCCAGUUCCUCUGCCGCGGUGAUGAGUGAGUCGGAGGCGCGCUCGCUGCCCGGAGGCCUGGCCAGUGUGAAGAAACAGUUUGAGAGCCAGGAGUUUGCCUCUUCCACCUCGCAGUCCACCGUCGCCCAGAUUCACUUCGAGCAGAGAUCUGUCCAGGAGACCUCAAGCUCCUCAGAGGUGACGGUGAGAAGCAGCACCAGAGAGGUUGUCCCCGCCACAAGCCUCUUUCACAAUCAACAUGAGGUGAUCCACGAUGAAAGAGUGCACCAGAACAACGUGGCUGCCAGUUACGGGGACCACUACAAUGAAACAGUUAUGCUCAUUGGAGGAGAGGACCUACCAAAGGUUUCCACUCAGUCUUUGAAGCAGCAGUAUGAGAAAACGAUUGAGGAAGCCGCACCAGCCAAGGAAAUUAAGGUUGAUGUGGAUUUCAACCAGUUUCAAUGGGCACCAGUGAGUCAGUCCUCCAAAGCUUCCGCCAUGACAAGCUAUGACACCGUAAAGACUGCCACUCGCACGGCCUCAUCGAUGGCAUCUGCCUCGUCAUUCGCUUAUGAGCAGACAGAGCAUUUCCCUCCUCCCCCCUCAAACCUGUUACAAGAUACCCCUGACUAUGUUUAUCCCCAGCCUCAGGAGCCAGCCUCCCAUAAACACAUUACAAAGGAGCAGUACUUUAAACACAAGAGCACAGCUGAGCUAAAGCGCCUCUACAAGCACAUCAAUCCAGAGGUCCGCAAGAACCUCGAGGAGGACUUCUUGAGUGAGCUAACCGAAGCAGAAAAGAAGGACUUGGAAAGCGAGGAAAUGGUCGGCGAUGUUCAGCAAGCGUGCUACUUGUUUGAGAAUGACGGCAAUGGCUCAAGUAAGUGUUCCAGCCCUGACAGGGAGUACAUGGAAUGGGAUGAAAUCCUCAAAGGCGAAGUGCAGUCCAUGCGCUGGAUGUUUGAGAACAAGCCGCUAGAUACGAUUAAAGACGACAACCCGGAGGAAGACGAGGUGGGGAAUAUUGCCCAGCAGGAAAUUAUUGCCGGGAAAGACGUCAGACACACAGCUUGGAUGUUUGAGACUCGGCCCAUUGAUGCUCUGGGGACAGAGGCUAUCGAUGCAACCGAGCAGUCGCAGAAAUCAACGGAUCUCGCGAGAGGAGACGUCCGCACCGCCACGUGGCUUUUUGAGACGCAGCCACUUGAUUACCUGAAUAAAAUAUACCAAGAAGACGAGCAGGAGACAGACAUUGUCGUCAACAAAAGCAUCACCGGCGGAGAUGUGAAAACCGCCAGAUAUCUCUUUGAGACCCAGCAUCUGGAUUCCCUGGGUAAAACGGAAACCAUCGAGGAGAGCAACUUCCUGAACCUGAAGUCUGAGCUGGAGGAGGUCAAAGGGGACGUGAAGACAACCACUCGCAUGUUUGAGACCCAGCCCAUGUGUGUCAUCAGGGGGGAUUCGGGUGAGAUGCUGGAGAUCACCACCAUCCGCCGGGAGGAGACUGAGAAGGGAGACGUCAAGACGUCACGCUGGAUGUUUGAAACCCAGCCCCUGGAUAUUAUUAACAAAGACCCAGCCAUGGUGAAGCUGAUUUGUGGUAUAUCCAUGGAGGACAACAUCCAAGUUGGUGUGAACAAAGGCAGGUGGCUUUUUGAGACAAAGACCCUUGACACCAUUAAGGAUGAAGAAUGGGAGAGUUCCAGGAAGCAAAAGGAAGACAUAAUUGGUACGGACGUGAGGAAGCACUGUCUGGUUUUCGAGACUCAGGCUAUGGAUACACUGAAAGACAACGCCAAUGCUAGACCGUUACCUUCGGAGGAGAUUGUAGGAGGAGACGUUCAAACAGCAAAACAUCUGUUCGAAACGGUCCCCAUGGAAAAUCUGAAAGAACUUCUGGAAGUGGGAAAACUUAAGAAAAUGGUUGCAUCUGAAGAAGAAAAGGGUGACGUUAGACAUCAAAAGUGGGUGUUUGAGAGCCAGUCGCUGGAAAAUAUAAGGGAAGAGAAGAAAGAGAUUACAAGAACGGUGAACCUCGAAGCUCUUGACAGAAUUGACGUGACAAACUAUAAAGAGAGGUUUGAAAGUAUGGAUUUAGGUAAGUGUGAAGGAACACAGAAAAUCCAAGUUGAAGGCGUCACAAGUGGAUCCGUCAGAUCUAACAGAGUUCUCUUUGAAUCCACCCCAAUGUACGCGAUGCAAGACAGCUCUGGCCAUUACCACGAGGUGAGAACCGUGAGGCGUGAGGAGGUUGUGAAGGGAGACGUGCGCAGCUGCCGAUGGAUGUUUGAAACCCGUCCCAUCGAUGAGUUUGAUGAAAGUAUCAAUAAGUUUCAGAUCAUAAAAGGUAUAUCGAAGCAGGAAGUCGAGUCGGGGGAUGUUAAAACAGCCAAGUGGUUGUUUGAAACUCAAGCGCUUGAUUCCAUUAAAUGUUUUAGUCAAUGUGAGGAUGAAGAACAUACGUGCAAGGAAGGUAUUGAAAUUGAGAAGGGAGACGUCAAGACUUGCAGGUGGCUAUUUGAGACUCAGCCGAUGGAUGCUCUCUACGAAAAGGUGGAAAAAAGCGAAGACGUCGAGGAAGUUCAAAAAGGUGACGUCAAAACGUGCACAUGGCUCUUCGAGACCCAGACCCUUGACAACAUACGUGACCACACGGAAACCGAGACCAUUCUGAAAACCUGCACGGUGAAACAAGACGACGUCCAAGGAAAAGACGUGCGACUGGCCCGCUUCCUUUUUGAAACCGAGAACCUGGAAAAUCUCACCGGCGAGGAGGUCAGUUCCUUCAGAAGGGUUACAGAAAUUGACAUUCAGUCAGGCGAUGUCUCCAGGAUGAAAUAUAUCUUUGAGAACCGCUCCUCUGACAUCAUGAGCUCCAGCUCUGGGGAAACAAUGCAGAGGCUGAAGACGCAGCAGGUAGAAGAAAUUCAGAAAGGCGACGUGGUGAACUGCACCUACAUGUUUGAGCAUCAUCCGAUCGAUAACAUCCGUGACGAAUCAGCGGACACAAAGGAAAGUCGCACUGUGACUGACGUCAAGGGAGGUGACGUCGACAAGGGCCGCUUCAUUUUCGAGACCUACUCUCUGGAUGAAAUUAAAGAGGAAUCUACAGAGACUGGUAUUUCUAAAAUCACAAGCAUCUUUAGAGAUGAAGUGGAAAGGGGAGAUGUAAAAAAUUAUACCAUGAUGUUUGAAACUCAGCCUUUGUACGCAAUCUGUGACAAAGAGGGUCGUUAUCAUGAAGUGACAACGGUUACUAAGGAAGAAAUCAUUAGAGGAGAUGUGGUGGGGGCUCGAUGGCAGUUCGAGACAAAGCCCCUGGAUUCAAUUAGAGAUUCCGAGGAGGUCUACGUUAUCAAAGCCGUUACUGAGGAAGGUAUCAACAAAGGAGACGUUAACACGGCAAGGUGGAGGUUUGAAACUCAACCUCUGGAUGAAAUUACAGAGGAAGGAAAAGUCACGUUGAAAACAGUGGCAGAUAUUCAAGGUGGCGAUGUGAAGACAAAUAAGCAGCAAUUUGAGACUGAUGAGAUGUCUCAGAGGUAUAUCAAAACUGUCAGCGUGAGCGAAAUCCAAAAAGGCGAUGUCAGAUCUUCCACAUGGAUGUUUGAAACACGUACAAUUGACGAGAUCCGGGGCGAAGGCACAGAGUUUGAUGGCAUGGAGAGAGUGACAAAAGAGGAAGUAAUAAAAGGGGAUGUCAAACAGUCUGUGUGGCUCUUUGAGAAGCAGCCUCUUGACACCAUAAAAGAGACUGACGGCACAGAGCUUCUUGUCUCAAAGGAGCAAAUCCCACAGGCCGACGUGAAGUCAACAACGUGGUUGUUUGAAACCACUCCGUUCAAUGAAUUUAACGAGAGCGGCAUGGAAAGGACUGAAAUAAUGGGUAAGAGCAUCAAAGACACACUUGAGGAGCUCUACUCUCAGAAAAUGGUGGAAUCCCAGGGUGUUCUCAUUGAAGCAGAUGAGAUCGGUGAUGUGCGCAUGGCAAAGUACAAUCUCAUGAACCAGAAGGCUCCCCAAAUCCAAAGAGAAGAGACUAUCAGAGGGGAUCUGACCAACAUAAUGAUGAACCUCCUGAGCCGCAGGGAGAUCACUGAAAGGGGGAUAACUAUCGACAGCGAGGAGCGGGGCAAUAUCAACACCACAGUGAAGCAGCUAUUCAACCAGGAAAGGGGAAUCAAUGUGGAGAAAGAGGAAAUUGUCCGUGGUGACAUUCAAGAGGCCGUAAACAAUCUUCUCAAGAGUGAGGGCUCCUCCAAGCGUGGCAUUCUGAUUCAAGAGGAUGAGAAAGGAGACGUGAAGUUGACUAUCUACUCCCUCUUGAACAAAGAGAAACGGGCCAGCAUGGAGAAAGAGGAUAUCGUUCAAGGGAACGUAAGCCGAACGCUUCACCGACUCCUCUCCAACUCCGGUGGAGAAGACUCUAGAAAGAUACGAGUUGAAGACAAGGAACGGGGUAACGUCAGCUUUUACUCCACGUGCAUUGAAUCGGGGGCCUUGGAUUAUCUGAAGCAGCUCCAGUAUGAACCUGGUGAAGCUCAGGAAGAAUUAAGAAAGGAGAACAUCAUAGGCGGGGACAUCCAGGAGACCAAAAUCUUGCUGCGGAAGAGUCAGCAGGAGAUUGGUCGCACGGUGGCCAAACACGAGAUAGUUCCUGGUGACGUGCACAGCAACGUUAAGGUCUUCAUGACGGAGCCCGCUGUUACCUACAGAAACUUAGAGAAAAGGGAUAUUGUCAAAGGUGACCUCCAUGCAGCCCUGGAUUCACUGACCCAAGCCAUGAAUACAAAGGUUUUAAUAGAAAAAGAGGAGGUGGUGAAGGGGGACAUCCCAACUACUUUAAAGUCUCUGGAGGAGGCCCAGCAUCAAGCCAAGGAUAUGGAAAAGCCUGAAAUUAUCAGGGGAGAUAUCAAAGGUGCUCUCGAGUCCCUAGAGAAAUCAGCAACCACCAACACGGAAUUCACAGUCGAAGAUCUAGUGCCAGGCGAUAUCAAAGGGACCCUGAAGUCCCUGGAGGAGGCCAAGAAGGUGGUGAAAGAGGUUGAAAAAGAGGAGAUCCUCAAAGGGGACAUACACAUUGCCAUGCAAAGUUUACACGAGGCGACGAGUGAGAAGAAGACUUACCAGCAUCAAGUGAGUGAACAGGGAGACGUUAGAGGCACUAUCCAGCUCCUGCUGGAGCCGACUUCUCCCAGACUUCAGCGCAGGGGGAGCAUCGAAGGAGACGUGAAAUCAUCCAUAAAAUGCCUCUAUGAAGGACAGGAGGCAACACAGGUGGAAAAGGAGGAAGUCAUAAAAGGCGAUGUUCGAGGGGCGAUAAAGAAUCUAAUGCAGAGAAAACAGUAUUCGAAUCUGAAGCGCACACACCCCGCUAAGAAAGCCAAAGUGCCCGUGAAGAAUCCAUUAAGCGCAAAGCCAGCUGAGCAUGAAUGCUUACAGAAAGCCGAGAGUGAGAGGGAGGGAGCCGAUCGAGCCCCCGCUGUGAAAAAGCUCUCUCAGAGCGCUGAGUCACAGAAGCACACAGAGAGGCACAAUGAAAGCAAAUCAGUGAAAACCGAGGUAAUAACCCAGGAGGCCCACUCUGUUACUGUAGCCAAAACAGAUAAUACCACUGGGGCCUCUCAACAGAUGAGCACGAAAGAACAGAAGCAGCAAGUUCUGCCCCCACAGAAAACACAAGUUCCUAGGCCUAUUCUGGUAAAGGAUAAGCAAAUGACUAUCAACGAGCAGGCUGACAUGAACGUGAUGAAAGAGGUGCAAAACAUAACUCAGACCAACAUUUCAAACAAGCAAGUGUGCCAAACAAAGUCAAUCAAGCAGGUGCACGCCACGGUGACAGAGAAGACGGUCGUUCGCAAUCAAACCGCGUCAGAGCAAGGGUCUCAGAGGCAAGUGGAGAACAGGGCGCUCCUCCAGAAGCACAAUGCAAAAAAUACAGAGACGACGGUCGUUCACAAGCAAACCGCGUCAGAGCAAGCAACUCAGAGGCAAGUGGAGAACAGGGCGCUCCUCCAGAAGCACAAUGCAAAAAAUACAGAGACGACGGUCGUUCACAAGCAAACCGCGUCAGAGCAAGCAACUCAGAGGCAAGUGGAGAACAGGGCGCUCCUCCAGAAGCACAACGCAAAAAAUACAGAGACGACGGUCGUUCACAAGCAAACCGCGUCAGAGCAAGCGUCUCAGAGGCAAGUGGAGAACAGGGCGCUCCUCCAGAAGCACAACGCAAAAAAUGUGAACAGUGACCACCGCAACCUCGCCACCAGAGGGAAGGGUUGGAUUAAAGAGGCCAAGCCGGAGAUUCACUUCCCUCCUCCACCCUCUUCGCCCCCUCCACCCUGCGAGUCGGAACUCUCCCUCCCCCCGCCGCCCUCGCCGGUGCCGGAGGGCCUGGCGCACCCCUCCUCUGUCAUGAGGCAGGACAGCGACCUCCCACCUCCGCCACCUCCGCCGCCCAUGGAGUGCAAGUCUGAGCCUGAAUUUUUCCCUCUCCCUCCGCCUCCACCCCCUCCGCCCUCUGUGGGCAGCCAAGAUUUCCUCCCGUCACCCCCCUCGCAGCAAGAGCUCCAUGCGAUGCCUCCGCCUGUAAAGCUGGGCAAACCGAUAGGAAAGCCUCUAUUCAAAGUGGCCAAGCAAUUAGAGACACAGAAGCAGCCAGUACAAAUAAAACCCAAAUGGCAGAAAAAGCAGCCGAGUCCCCCAACACCACCACCACCGCCACCACCCACUCAGCCCCCUCCCGACCGAGCAGAAAUGUCAAUGGAGCAAAAGGAAGGAGCUGCAGUUCAGACACUGAAGAGGAUUGAAACAAGCAAGCAGGUCCAGUCCGAAUUGACGGUGUCAACAACAAAAAUACCGAGCAUCCCAGCUGUGAAACCGCUGCAAAAAGAGAGCCCGAAGCCACCAAAGAAAAGCUUCGUGCCUCCCAUUAAGCUGCCCCCACCUCUUGAACCCGCUCCGACCGCAAAGCCUAAAACCUACGCCCGCAAAUUUAAAACACCUCUCAUGCUCGCAGAGGAAAGGUACCGCCAGCAAAUGGAAACAGAAGAAAUAGCCAGGACCAAUGUCACCACUCCCACUUCUCCACCCAUUAAGAGGCCCUCCUCCGCUGCAGGGCAUGAGCCUCUCGCAGCAAUGAGCAUAGAUACGGAAGAGGCAAAGGACGCGUCAAAAGCAAAGUGCGAAGAAGCUAAGGCCGUUUCUACAGAAGGAAUAAUGCCUGCCAAGAACACCGAUUCCCAGAUCCCUUUGAGCAAACCCCUGAUUUCAGUCUUAAAUAAGAGAUCACAAUCUGGAUCUUCAAACGUGCCCGUGGAUAAAAGAAUGGUUGCGAGCCAGCACACGGAAAAAAUGGCCUCAAAUGAGGUUGUUAACAAGAGUCAAGCCGCUCACAAGCAGCAGACGGUUUCCUCUUCUCAGGCCUCAAAUAUUAAGAACCAGUCAUGCUCGAAUGUGGUCACUUCUUCGGUCACGGAGCAGCAGCAGUUUAUUAAGAAAUCCAGCACCAGGUGUGUCACGGCUGUCCAGGAAAAUGUGGAUCUCCAGAGCCACACUGCGGUUACAUUGACAGCUGAAGAUGUGAAGAACAGUAGUCCGCCUCUGACGCAUGAGGCGAAAAUGAGUCCCUUUCAAUCCACUAAAAUUCCAAAGUCAACCCAGAGUUUCAAGGUGAAAACCUUUAAGAUGCCGACGGAGACGAAAGAGGAGAAAUGUGACAUGCAUUCGCAGCGAGAGGAGAGCAGCGCGUCACAGGUGAGCGAAACAAAAGGGAUUCAGAGGAGCCACCAUUUGACGUCCGCGAGAACUGAGAUGAAAACGGAGAAGACAGUAAAGGAGAAGAAAAGUUAUGUGACCCCACCUAUAAAGGAAUGUGAACAGGAUGUGCACGUUAAAAAGGGAGAGCAGGUGCAGGGGCACAUGGCAGACGUGAAGCUGUCCCCGCCGGUUACUCUUUCAAUGCCUAAGGAGGGGAAGAUGACGUCUGCUCCAGGGCAUCACAGCCACGUCUCAGUUUCCCGCAGUCAGCAGGGCGUAAGGACGGAGCACAUCCAACGCCACGAGGAGGUGGUGCUGACCGAGAGCGUGGUGCAGCAGCACUCUCAGACACGAGAAGCUGUACACGUGAGGGGGAAAACUCAAGCACAAGCAGUGGAGGCGCAAGUGGCGGAAGCGAAAGCGCCACAGAUGACGGCGGCAAGGUCAAAAGGCGAGCAGGGCGGUGCGCCAGUGCGAGGGACACACAAAACGGCCCACAGAGACGAGUCUCACUCCGAAAAAAUUUCAGAUUUAGAGAAAUUCCAUAUGAUGCAGAGCCUGCUUGCCGAAUUGAAAGAGCUCGAAGGCACACCUAGCAAAAUGGACUCCAACGCUGUCAGGGUGAUCAUAAGCAAACUCUCCGACUGGGCGAUGGGCUCGGACGAGAAGAGGAACUUUGGUGAAAUAGCUCAACAGCAAAGUAAGAAGAAGCUGAAAGAGAUGUUGGUCUACGUGAGGAAUAUCUGUCACGCCAAACUCUCGCUUCUGGAGGAGAGCGUGAAUGCCGCAGAAAAGCCAGUCCAGGAAAGAGACGCAACGCCUCCAAAACCGGACGAGGGCUCUCUAGCCGCGGCGAGAACAAAGGUGUCGAAGAUCAGCAUCGGCUCCUCCAGAAGUGAAAAGACGCGGGUGGAAGAGAAGAAGUCCCUCCAUGAGAGGCAGGUGCACCAGGAACCGUGGGAAGCGUCCGACCGGAGGGUGUCCUCCCCGCUGGCGAGCAUCCGCACCCCGUCGCCGACCUUCAUCAGUAUCGAGUCGAGGAGGAUAGACUCUCAGUUCAGGGUGACCCCAUCCCCUCCGCCCUUCAAGGCGGUCGGUACGCCUCCGCCACCGCCACGCAGGUCACAUACACCCACGACCACCUUCCGGGCAACGCCGUCUCCCACUCUGUGCCGCUCAGAGAAGCUGACGAAGCUGAAGGACACCACCUCCAAGCUCUCGCGUGGCAUGACCCCUCCGCCUCCUGCGCCGGUGCCGGAGUGCAUCUUUGCCGAGAGAGAGCAGUGCUCCCCGUUUAAAGACAGGGAGCCUCCAGCAGAGAGACGUGAGGAAGGCUCGGUCGACAUGACCGAAAUGGUGGACUCCAUGAUGACCGUGAGGGACAAAAAGUCUUUCUUCGAGGAGGCGCAGAAGGUGGAGGGGAGCAGGAUGUACACCCGGAAGGAUCCCAUCGACAUUCCGGAACGCUUGGGGCCCGACCCCGAUGAAGAUGCUGCGGCGAUGGACCUUUCGAAUGUGGAUCUCCCGAAGGUGGAUCUCUCCAAGCUGGUGAACCGGUUUGAAUCCCCUCAGCCAAAGGUCUACGCAAGGAAAGAGCCCAUCGUCAUCACGGAGAGGCUGGGCAGUGACACGGAGGACGCAGAGGCUGACCCACCGAGAGCCGACGAGGUCCACUCGUUCAACGUCAAAGCCAUAAAGAACGUGUUCGAAACCGGCGAGCACAGCUCUCGGGCUGCCCGGGAGCUCAGGGAAAUAAUCGAGAGGAGAGAACCCGAGGUGGGCCACCCUCAGGCGGCGGCUCACUCUGAGACAACCGUGGUCAGCGAGCUGUUUUGUUCCGUCGACGACUCGUCAGCUCAACGACCCGGCAGUUCACUUCCCCCCGGCAACCCCCCGUCCUACGCCGACGUGGUGCGGGGCGCCGCCCAGACGGUCGAUGUCUCCACUGAGGAGCUGCUGAGGAGCUUCCAACAGUCCUGGGCGGAGAGCCAGGGGGUGUUCCAGAACCUGGGUUUCAGUGUCACGGAGCAGAGGAGCUCGCAGGUGGUGACGCACCAGCAGGCGACCGUCGUGACGGAAAAUUCGAGUUCCCGAGUCCGAGCUGUGCCGGGUGUGUCGGAAGAGGGUGUACCCGAUGGAGUCGCUGUACGCAGACAACCGCAACUUCCAUAGGAGCUGCUUUCGCUGUGAGCACUGUUGUGGCAAACUAAGCCUCGGAAACUACGCCUCUCUCCAUGGACGAAUGUACUGCAAGCCACACUACACACAACUGUUCAAAUCCAAAGGAAAUUACGACGAGGGAUUUGGACAGAAACCACACAAAGAACUAUGGAACAAUAAGAACCCGAACA